Messenger RNA from Sinocyclocheilus grahami, 549 nucleotides. RefSeq names its product E2F-associated phosphoprotein-like. Lineage: Eukaryota; Metazoa; Chordata; Actinopteri; Cypriniformes; Cyprinidae. The transcript is spliced from 5 exons. The coding region runs from base 94 to 549 and encodes 151 amino acids. The record is from RefSeq and is a predicted model, not a curated record.
GUGACCCGGAAGUGUUCUAUAACUUGCUUUCCGGUGCUGAAGUGAAGUAAAAACGCGUUUUAUUUUCCUAGUUUUUUACUCGGAAUAAGAACAAUGAACCGAAAAGAUGAUUAUGAUUCAUAUGAGAUUGAAGAGCCGAGUGAUGAGGAAGGAGCCGGAAGCAGUUCUGAGGAUGAGCUGGAUAUUCUUCUGAACGGGACCCCGGAGCAGAAGAAGAAGCUGAUCAGAGAGUAUCUGACGGGGGAGAGCGAGUCCUCCAGCGGAGAUGAGUUUGAGAAGGAGAUGGAGGCAGAGCUCAGCAGCACCAUGAAGGGCCUGGAGUGCAGCUGGACGGCAUCUUCAGCUCAAGGUCAAACGUCUGGGACCAGUGACGGCACUUCCACAGCAAACAAGCUACAGACUCCGGAGUAUGACAGCAUUUACUUUGACUCCGAUGAAGAUGAAGAUGGCACAGCUGAAAAUGAACUUCCUAUCAAAUAUGGCGGCGGCGUCUUUGUGAAGUAUGCCGAUAUUAAAGCAUUACCUGAAGACGACUGUGGGAAUGUGUGA